AUCUGCUUAAACCCUAGACCCUAGAACGUUCAUUUUACCAGCUAAAUCUUGCGUAACUCAAACCGAUCAACGUUGUAAAUCCGAUCUCCAUCGUCGUCGAUUUAACUAGAAAUGGCGAAGCGCUUGAUCCCGACACUCAACCGUGUCUUGGUCGAGAAGAUUCUUCCACCGUCGAAAACCGUCUCCGGCAUUCUCCUACCGGAGAAAUCUUCUCAGAUGAAUUCCGGGAGGGUUAUAGCAGUUGGACCUGGAGCGAGGGACAGAGCUGGGAAUCUGAUUCCGGUUUCGGUUAAGGAAGGAGACAGUGUCCUUUUGCCUGAAUUCGGUGGAACUCAAGUCAAGCUUGGAGAGAAAGAGUUCCUUUUGUAUAGAGAUGAAGAUAUCAUCGCUACUCUUCAUAAUUGAUGUGUUAGAGAGAGAAAGUCUCUUACUUGAUGAUUGCUCUAUGUUUUUUUUUGUUCUGCUAUUGUCUAUUAAUUUCGACUUUUGGAUCGAUUGUAUGACUGUUCUUCCUUUUCGAUUGUUCGUUUCAUUGUUGGCAACGAGCUUAACAAUAAUUCAAUAAUUUUCUUACAUGAUCACG
This is a messenger RNA of Eutrema salsugineum, 583 nucleotides long. RefSeq names its product 10 kDa chaperonin, mitochondrial. The record is from RefSeq and is a predicted model, not a curated record. The transcript has 3 exons. Gene Ontology annotation, cellular component: mitochondrial matrix. The coding region runs from base 112 to 405 and encodes 97 amino acids. Gene Ontology annotation, molecular function: protein folding chaperone; protein-folding chaperone binding; ATP binding. Lineage: Eukaryota; Viridiplantae; Streptophyta; Magnoliopsida; Brassicales; Brassicaceae.